Messenger RNA from Pseudoliparis swirei, 3527 nucleotides. RefSeq names its product zinc finger and BTB domain-containing protein 7C. The record is from RefSeq and is a predicted model, not a curated record. The transcript has 5 exons. Gene Ontology annotation, biological process: regulation of transcription by RNA polymerase II. Lineage: Eukaryota; Metazoa; Chordata; Actinopteri; Perciformes; Liparidae. Bases 309 to 2231 code for a protein of 640 amino acids. Gene Ontology annotation, molecular function: RNA polymerase II cis-regulatory region sequence-specific DNA binding; DNA-binding transcription factor activity, RNA polymerase II-specific; protein binding.
UUCUUAGAUAACCGCUUCAUGGGAAGGCACCUUUUCACUCCUACGAAUCAUUGACGCACCUUCAGAGCAAAUGUGCGUCUCUAUCUCGCCCGCUCUCACUUUCAUAAGUCUGCCGGUGCCGGGACGGGGCUGAGCUUCCUGACAGCGGCCGGGUGCGCCAGAGAGGAACUGAAACCCAGACUUCUCUUCUGAAAAGGGCAAUGCUGAGAGGUCAAGCGAGGAGCAACAGAGCCUCUGAGUAGUCUGGAAAUACAAAGACACGUGAGGGGAAUCGAGAAACUGAAGGCACGGUAACAACCGAGAGGAGGAUGGUGCACCACAGGGAGGAGGACCUGAUCGGGAUCCCCUUCCCCAACCACAGCAGCGACGUCCUCUGCGGCCUCAACGAGCAGCGGCGCGCCGGGCUGCUCUGCGACGUCGUGCUCGUCGUCCGGGACCAGGAGUACCGGACCCACCGCUCGGUGCUGGCCGCCUGCAGCCAGUACUUCAAGAAGCUCUUCACGGCGGCCGCGGCCGACGGCGGCGACCACCGCCACCACGCGGCGACGGUGUACCAACUGGACUUCGUGGCCCCGGAUCCCCUCACCGCCAUCUUGGAGUUCGCCUACACGUCCACGCUGACCGUGACGGCGUCCAACGUCAAGGAGAUCCUGAACGCGGCGCGGAUGCUGGAGAUCCCCUGCAUCGUCAACGUCUGCCUGGAGAUCAUGGACAGCGGCGGCGGCGGGAGGAGAGCGGAGGACGACGAGGAGGAAGAGGAGGAGGAGGAGGAAGAGGAGGAGGAAGAGGAGGACGAGGGCUCGAGGAAGUACGAGCGGGAGGACGAGGAGGACGACGUCAGCGAGGGGUCGCUGCGGACGUCGGAGAGCAGGGGCGAGCGGACGCCGCCGGGGGCGGGGGGCUCGCCGCCGCCCGGCACCUCCGAGUACCGCCAGCAGUUUGACCGGCGCCGACCGGCGUCUCCGUCUCCGGACGCCGCGAGAGGCAAACAGGAGAGUCCGGAGAGUCGGACGUUGAAGGAUUUCUCCAUCGAGUCGCUCCUCCAGGAGAGCCUCUACCCCCGGAUGUCCGCACUGGACCGGAGGGUCAGCUUCUCUCCCCUCCUGCCCGGCUUCUACCCCUCCAUGUGGGCCGCCGAGUUCCCGACCUUCCCCAAGCUCCUGACCCCCGCCCACCACCAGCAUCCCCACGUCGGGGCUCCGCAGCAAACCAGGCCGCCCCGCGUCUUCCCCGCUCCGCUCGACGCCUCGAGGCCCCUCGAUCUGGCGGCCAAAAGAGGGAUCGUAAAGGAGGAGGUGAAAGAGGAAAUCCCGCUCAGUCUGCUCCACGGCGACUUCCUGAAGGAGUUCGUGAGCUCGGGCCUCGGCGGCGGCGGCGCCGCCAACGCCGGGUCGCUGCAGUCGGAAGCUCGCGCUCUGGGUCCCAUAAAGGACGAGGCCGACUUCCGGUCGUACCUGAGCUUCCUGAGCUCCGCGUCCCACCUGGGGGCGCUGUUCCCUCCCUGGCAGCUGGAGGAGGAGAGGAAGAUGAAGCCCAAAGCGUCGCAGCAGUGUCCGAUCUGCAACAAGGUCAUCCAAGGGGCCGGGAAACUGCCGCGACACAUGAGGACGCACACGGGGGAGAAACCCUACAUGUGCACUAUCUGUGAAGUCCGGUUCACCAGACAAGACAAGCUGAAGAUCCACAUGAGGAAGCACACGGGCGAGCGGCCCUACAUCUGCCUCCACUGCAACUCCAAGUUCGUCCACAACUACGACCUGAAGAACCACCUGCGUAUCCACACGGGCGUCCGGCCGUACCAGUGCGAGCACUGCUACAAGAGCUUCACGCGCUCCGACCACCUCCAUCGGCACAUCAAGAGGCAGAGCUGCCGCAUCUCGCGCCCCAGGAGAGGCAGGAAACCGGCCGCUUGGCGCUCCACGCCCACCGGCGGCUUCCUGUGCCCCCCGACCGCCGCCCCCAGCCGCUUUGAGGAGAGCGGGUUCAGCCCGGCGUACCAGAGAGUCAAGAGUCACGGACUUGGAGAGAUGCUCGGCGACAGGGGUCCGGGCCUGAAGGAGGACCGGCGAGCAGAGGAGGAGAAGGCCGGAGCAGGGAGGCAGAGGGGGGUGUUUGCCUUCGCCUUGGCCGGAGAAGAGGCGCUCAGCCACUCUCCGUUCUACGCUGCGACCUCUGACCCCUGGACCAUGAGACUGGAGCGCGCUCCGCCCAUCCCCGAGGCGGCCAAGUGAGCUGUGGUCUGUGGGAGGAAAACACACAAAAAGACAAGAAAGAAAGUCUCUUGAACCUCCGGGUCUGUUUCGGGUCCCGGAGGCGAAAGGCACCUUUUUUAAAAAGCGACAGUGAAUCUUUUGAAGCCUGCUGAGUCGAAAAACAGACUUGUAUAUAUAUAUUUUUUUUUUUCAUGGUCAGACAGUCUAAUUAAAUCAUUUCAAAGAUGUCAUGUUCAAAAAUUGUUUACAAAUAUUUCGAGCACUUAAGAGGAGGGAAACAGUUUGACGCUGCGAAUGAGGAAAACAUAUCAAAAUGCUGUUAUCAAUAAUAUUUGCAUUAUUCAUCCACAAGGUUGUCUAAAAUGCUAUUAAUUCUAAAAAUGAAUAAGCAAGAUGCGAUGAGGCUUUUAUACUGAAAAGUGUUGGUAUGCAGUCAAAUAUAAGAUCUUUUGAAAUUAUUACAAUGCUGAAUUAUUGAUUGUGAUAAAUGUAAAAUAAAAGAUUACAUAGGCAAAAAUAGUCAAACAUUAAUUUGUAGAAACGUUUUUUUUUAUAACAUUGCAGUCUCACAACGAAUGGGAAGAGAAGUAGAGAUAAAUUUAUAAAAUACGAUUUAAAUAGGUUUAUAUAUACCAAUCACAGUGAGUUUUAUUUUGAAAAGUUGUGUUUUAAGUGUUAGAAAAGGACCAAUGCUUUAAAUAUAAAUAAAACAUUAAAUUGUUUAUUAGAGCAGGGUGUAGUCUGGCACAUGUCCUGUAAGUAUGUUUAAUCCUGACAUUGUUAUUUCAUGAUAUUCCAAAACAAAGGGAACCCACUUGAAGUCUAAUAAAUAAGGACAUUUGUUAUUAGCCUUUCACUGCCUUGUUCUGAUUUAAGCUCCUCGUCUGCACUAUUGUACAUAGACACACACUUUUUGGCCAUGGUGUUGUUAAUUACGGUUACGUUGCUGAUGUACAAAAUAUAUAUAUAUUGAUCUUAAAAAGGCACCCAUCCAAAGAUGUGUACUUUGAUAUUUCACAGACUUGAAUACGAUUUUGUUUUAAUGUUUAUGAAUAUGUGUCUUCAGAGGAUAUGCAUAUUUUCUGUCGCUUCAGCUAUACGGUAUGCUUGUGUUUUCUCUGCUGCAACAAAUCAAGAGGGUUUAAGCCCCGUUUUUCAUAUAAUGUCCAUCUCUGAUUUGUGUAUAAAGAAGUUUAAAAAAUUAUUUGAAUUGAAAUGGGAAAGUAUUUUCUUGCUAUUUAUGCAUAUUUAAAUGAAUGAGCCUUGGCUAUAUUUUGCAAAUCUGUUUUAUAAAGACACUAAAUGUUGAACUUU